GUCGUGUACAAUGAAUCAAAUUUAUUUAUUAUUAAUAAUACUUCCUCGUUGUUUUGCCUUACCGUUAUACAAUGAAGGUUGCGUGGCUUAUCCAUUCAAAGAAGAAUUUUAUUAUCACUUUUCAUCUUUGGCCAAUAAAUGUGAAGAGAAAUGGAAAUUGGGCUACUAUUCUUCGAUUUCAUUGGAUAGUCCACAUCCAUUGAGUACGACAUUUAUAUCACCAAACAAUGUAUUGAGUUGUAUUAUAUCAUACAAAUUUCCAAUGAUAGCUUCGGGGAUUGUUGAAGUAAAUUUAUAUAUGGAUCCGAUAUCAAUAGACGAUUACAUAUCUAUCGGAGUUUAUAAAGUAGGGAUUGUGUCGAAGAACGUAGUCGGUGAGAAGACAAUUUCACCGAGGAGUGAUGAUUUCAAAACUGGAUGGGAGACCGUAAAAAUAUCUCUAUCAGGUUCAGGAACCUUCAUGGGUUAUAUUUUAUUAAAGGGUAAAGCGGCGGAUGGGUCCAUAGUACUUAUUGAUUCUUUUCGCUAUAUUCCACCAGCAUACGAUGAAGAUCUAUGUUCAAUAUACGAUGGGUCCAUGUAUAUCAAUGAUUUUAGUACAGAAUUUUAUGAUUUAACUACAGCAGAACAAUGGACAGAGCAGACUAAUCAGGAAAGUCAUAAUUUUAAUUUUAAAAGACCAUCUGAUAUAAUAGACACAUACACUGACAAAACCAAUAACAAUACUACAUCUAUUACUUAUCCUGGUAUUGCUAUGUAUAUGCUAGAUUUUACUACAGAAGUUCUUGAUGCAACUACAUCAGAACAAUCGACAGAUAUUCAGAUAGUAACUCGAGAAGCACCUUAUUCUUAUACAACAAGAACAUCUGAUGUAAGAGAAGACACAUACUUAACAGAUUAUUCAUCUCAGAGGUUUGCACAAACGGACGACAUCAACGACGAUUUUCCAACGACAUCACAAAUAAUAAGUACAGAAACAUCUACACAACAGAAUGACAAAGAUUGGGAUACUUCAAUACUACCUCAAGACAGUACUACAAUGACACCGACAACUAUAGAAAGUGAAAUUGAUGCAUCAACAUUAUUAGUACCUACAGAUUCAAAAAAUAAAAUAGAGACUAUAACUGAAAGAAAUAUCGCCACUUCUUUGCCUGAAAGACUAAGUAUUAACUCCAUUAGUACAGAUAUAACAAUACAUGAUGAAAUUGAUGAAAGUAUUAGUACGGAGGCAAUCGUAAUGAGUAAUGAAGUAACCACAGAAUUAGGUUCCAGUACUGUAAUAGAAGUGAACAAUUUGAAAAGAAUGACAACAGAAUAUGCUAACUAUGUUACAGCACCAUGGGAUUUUAUAUUAGACCCUGAGAAAUCAACAGUUACUAAGACAGAGGGAACAGAAUAUGAAGAGACGGUUACUACUACGCCUAAAGUUUCUAGUACAAAACAUACUAUCAUUAAAAAUCGAAUAGAAAGAGAUAAACUGAGAGUUGAUAUGUUAAAGACGGAAGCAAUAACAACCGCAGGACCCUACAUAACAACACAGCAGACUGAAGCAAAUGUUGUAACUUAUGCACAGACUUUUAAGGAUUUUGAUAAUGUCUUAACUGCUCCUAAUACAACCGAUUUAGAAACAUCAUUUAAAGAUGAAACAGUUGUAACUAAUAAAACACCUAAAGUUCAAAAAGGGACAACAUUGCAAAGAGAUUUACAACCCCUAACCACUACUGUGAUUCCAAUUGUUGAAAAUAAUCAACGACCAGUUCGCUGA
Papilio machaon (common yellow swallowtail) is the source of this 1765-nucleotide messenger RNA. RefSeq lists its product as uncharacterized. The record is from RefSeq and is a predicted model, not a curated record. Bases 11 to 1765 code for a protein of 584 amino acids. NCBI's taxonomy places the organism in Eukaryota, Metazoa, Arthropoda, Insecta, Lepidoptera, Papilionidae. The transcript is spliced from 3 exons.